This is a messenger RNA of Miscanthus lutarioriparius, 498 nucleotides long. Lineage: Eukaryota; Viridiplantae; Streptophyta; Magnoliopsida; Poales; Poaceae. The record is from the annotation of a GenBank genome assembly.
AUGGCAUCAUCCAACAAGUCCACUGGUUCCCCUGCGCUCCUGUUCCUAGCGGUGGCACUCGCGUUAACGGCGGCUUCGGUGCGCGGUGCGCCGACGCCUGCUCCAACGCCUGCGCCCACACCCGCACCGACCCCUACACCGACUCCUGCUCCGACGCCUCCAGAGCCGACACCCGCACCGACCCCUACACCGACUCCUGCUCCGACGCCCGCGCCGACCCCUGCUCCGACGCCCACACCGACCCCUGCCCCGGCACCAUCCCAAAACCCGUGCCCUUCCGGCUUUCCUAACUCAGUCUCAUUCAUUCAAGGCAUGGCAGAUUAUCUUUUCCACCGCAUCGUUCUCGUCUUGUCCCCUGUCAAGGUCACCCCAGGCACCAGCACCACGAAAUGCAUUUGCUAUUUCUCUACCAACAUCACCAUCCCCAUUCCCUUGUCGCCCCCCAUUGUCGAGCCCAACGUCAAGGGCCCCCUCGCAUGCGUGCCAGCCAAAAAUUGA